AUGUUCUUCGGUGCAGUGUCUGUCAGCAUCAGUACUGCAGGGAUUCUCUGUAGCUCAACUCAGACUCUCCCACAGAAGAAAGCCAAAGAUCUAGUGAAAGCCUGUAGACCACGUGCAGGCAGAGACAAGGUCGUCCUGACAGAGGCUCAGGGUAUAUCUGGUGUGAGUCUGACCAGGGAUCAGGUGGAGGUUCUGGGAAAUAUGGCCUGCACACUGGACUCCUCCUACAUCCAGAACUCUGACCCUUUCAUUUUGGAGAAACUAAAGAACUGUGAAGAUCUUUCUGAUUCUCAGGUCACCGCUGUACAGUCACUGCUCCUCAGUGGAAACACUGCUUAUGGUAAUCCAUCAACAUGGAAUGAGCAGACCGUGGAACAACUUGGCAUCCUGGUUGUCUAUUUCAAAUCAGGCCUCUGUGACACAAUUGGCUUUAAUGUCAAGAGGAAGUUAUUUUCAGUCCUGAGGGAGCAGAAGAUCCCACUGAUAAAGCUUAGGACAUUCUUCACAGAAUGCAACUCAGAAAGUACUACAGUGAGCAACAUUACAGCAACAACAAUUGCAGAUGCAGCUUUUCCUUUCGGUUUUAAUGCCAUCCAGUUUGAUCUGUAUCUGGACAUCACCGUCUUGCAGGAAAACCUGGCAGCUAUCACUGAGAGAGUGGUGGACACCAGCCUCCAGACGGUCAUUCUUAACAAGUUAAACCAGAUUUUCCCAUCAGGCCUUGGUGAUCAUGUGCUGCAACUACUGGGUUCAACUUCUCGUUUGGCCACAAUUGAUGACAUUAGCAAGUGGAACAUUACUAUGAUUGACACACUGUCCUCUUUGAUGGAUUCAAAUGAUGGAUACUGGGAACCAGAAAAGGGAAAAGCAGUAAUUAUGAGGUAUCUGAGCAUGGGUGAUCACUCUCUGGGAAGUGCUGAAAUAAAUGUCAUUGGUUCCUACAUCUGUACAUUAGACAUCAGUAUACUGGAAAAUAUCACUCCUGAGAGCUUAAUGAUGGUCCUGUCUCCAGAUCUGUCCUCAUGUUCCUUUGAACAGAAAUCUACUCUGUACAUCAUUGUCAAGUAUUCAUUUAGCAACUUUCACAGAAGUGCCACAAUAUACUACCAGCUCAUGAUACCUUACCUGGGUGGUGCUCCAGUGGAGGAUAUCGAAUUUUUAUCCACUCAGGACAUUAACAUGGACAUCACUGUAUUCAUUAGUCUGAACCCUGCUGUUUUCAAGACCCUGAAUGUGAGCACAGUGAGAGGUCUAAUGGGUAUAAACAUUGCUGAUCUGAAACUGUUUGAGUACUCCUCAGCAGUUCAGUCCUGGGUGUCACAACAGAACCAAACUGAUCUGGACACACUGAAUCUUAGCAUCAUCAACCGCAACCCUUGUUAUGGUGUAAACAGUGACCGACUUGAUAGUGAAUUUGCAUCCGGAAAUGUCUCUACAGUACUAUGUAACUUUAGCAUUUCUGACUAUGCCUGUUCACCGGUUGCUGUAUUGUCAUCUGAGGAUCUGUUCACUCUGCUCACAUGCAAACUGCCAAGCAGCCUGAAAUACUCUAAAGAUGCUUGGAAGUUGUUCUUCCAAACUUUUGCUGGCUCUUUGGGUGACGCAUUGCAAAGGUUUUCAAGCAUGACAGAUAAGAGCAUUCAGACUGACCCACAUAUACUUGAUGCUAUCUGGGAGGUGAUAAUCAAGGACUUCACUGCAGCACAGUUGAUGAAUGCCACUUUCAUCAACGAGUGGUUCCAGAUGAGGCUCAGACCAUUGUUUUCAUCAGCAUCCACAGACUUUCUAUCCAGCCUCAGUUUCACAAAAUUCAGCUGUGAGACCUACCAAAUUGUUGUGAAAGCUCUCAGUAGUCAAGAAUCACUCAUGACAGAGAAACAGAAGCAGCUGGUCUUUUCUUCAUUCAUCUUUCCUUUCCUCUCAAAAGAUGGCUCACCAGAUCCUGGCUGUGUUUCCACAACUUCAGGCAGCAAUGACUGGCUUUUAACGAACCUUGGCAGUUUCUUCAAUUAUGCCACCUUGACAGAGCUGAAGAUUUUAAAUGCAAAUUUCUCUAGUGUUGCAGUGUUUGGUUUACUGUCCAUUGAGCAGAAGGCUCAGUUCAUCUUGCAGCCGGAUACAGGAGUGUUGGAAAAUGACUUAGUGAUUAGAGAGGUGUUUAGCAGUAUGAUCGCAUCUUUUGAUCUCAAUCAACUUGGCAUGUUCUUCACAAACUUCAGCCAGACUGCAAAACAAAUGAACCUCACUAGCAUUCCUUCAGCAAUUUCAGACACCAUUCUGAACAUAACACUCUUAGAUCUGGUGCCUCACUUCCAACAUUUCAGCCCAGAGGACUUUGCCCUGUGGUUCCAUAAUUACCUUUCCAUCUUACUUCCUGGUAUUGGUUCAAACACCCUGUCGAUCAUCCCCAUGACCAUCGGCUGUGAAUCCUACAGAGAGAUAGUGAAAGGACUUGAUAAUGUGUACCGUGACCUCUCUGCAACACAGUCCAUCACUGUUUUCAAUUACAUACAAGACUAUCUCAAGUACCAGUCCAGCCAAGGCCUGAGUUGCUAUGGUGGUGGAAGCUUUUACAUGUUCCUGAAACAGUUGUUCCUCAGUUUUGGAUUCCCUGACCUAAUAGACUUCCUGUCUCUUAUCCCAGAUGACCGACAGACAGAGCUCUUGAGCUCCAUCUCUCCAGAAGAACUUGGUGAGUUUCUGAACAGACCGAACACAGUUGUUAAUGGUUCCCAGCUCUGCACACUACUUGACAAGUACAGUAGGACCAAUCAGUACCUGGAGAUGGAGCCUGUUUUGUCCUCAGUUCUGGCCAGCCAAACAUUGGAGUGUGUGUGGCCUCGUGCUCUCAGUGCCUCAACUCAGGCUGAUGUAGAACAGUGGUUUAAUGUUAUACUGGUUCACUACCUGCCCUACCUCAGAUCUCAGCUCAUCAGCUCCACCCAGCUCAGUGGUGCCUCUUGUCUGUCAUACAGGAAACUGGUGUCUAUCCUGGGGGACAACUUUAAUUUUUCUGCAGCUGAUUUCUCCCCAGCUGAUGUGUACAGCUCUAUAAAAGUGUAUCUGAGAAGUGGCAAUGCCAGCCCCCGCUGCUAUAACUCCUCAGAUCCUUUUCUGAACUCCACUGCCUGGUUUGCAGACAACAUUGGAUUCUUCAUCACCUUCAUCACCCUCAGUGAUCUACAAUCCUUUCUAUCAGGAAGCAUGUCAAGUGUGUUCCUGGAGAACUCUGAAAACCUUCAGUUGUUCAACAACCCAGGAAUUUCAGCCAGUGUCUUGGAGUAUUAUACAACACAGUUGUACAUCCAGAAUCCUGACUUCAGCCCUCUCGGAUUGCCUGCUGAGCUGCUGUGUCAAAGUCCUGCCUCCGUGUUUGUUUUUCUUGGAGAUGCAGACAUUCAGACAAUCCUGACUAGCAUCAACAUCUUCUGCACAGAAAUAAAUCCAGAGGUCACAGCGGUGCUGGUAGCAAAGUUCCCUGAUAUAUCUGCAGCCACCAUCCAAACAUUGGGAAGCCAGUGUGGGCUUGACUGUGGGCCAGAUAAACUCCGCCUCCCAAUGUGA
Silurus meridionalis is the source of this 3564-nucleotide messenger RNA. RefSeq lists its product as uncharacterized. The transcript has 27 exons. NCBI's taxonomy places the organism in Eukaryota, Metazoa, Chordata, Actinopteri, Siluriformes, Siluridae. Gene Ontology annotation, biological process: cell-matrix adhesion. The coding region runs from base 1 to 3564 and encodes 1187 amino acids. Gene Ontology annotation, cellular component: cell surface. The record is from RefSeq and is a predicted model, not a curated record.